AUGCGAGACCGACCGGAGCGAAUCGACCCGGUGAAUCCACGGCCCUCAAAGGAAACUAGCUACCUCGGUGGGGCCAUGAUGACGCCGGAACGGAAGAGAGACGCUGAAAGCUCGCCUAACGUGUCUCCACCGACGGACCGCCACGACUCAAGACCACCUCUGAAGAAACUGGCGUUGGCUGAGGAGAAUGAGUUGGCUGUUACCUGCCCACCCUUGUCGGUGAAAAGUGGUCUGGAAGAAUGGGAUUCCGACAAUGCUACCAGUGCGCGCUUACUGAACCCUGUAAUGGCCCCCGGAUACUCCUCCCUAGUCCAAGAGGAGUCCGUCGGCCAGGACCUCCUACAAGAACGGUUGGCGUCGGAAUGGGAAAGCCAGAAGGCACUUAUCCUGCGGGAGAAGGAUUCUCAGGUAGCUAUGCUAACACGGCAGUCCACCGAGAAACUUCGCUCAAUACGAGCGGAGGCAGCCCACGCCAUGGAAGUCCGCCACAUGGAGGAGGCCAUUCAUCACGAAAGCGCUCUCAACCAGUUGCGAGAAGAUCACCGUUCAGCGAAGCGAGCACACGUAGAGGAUGUCCAGCUCUUAGCGGGGGAAUCUCGGAAAGAUAUCGCGACGUUGGAGUCGACUUACGAAGCACGAGAUGAAUAA
Messenger RNA from Aphanomyces astaci, 648 nucleotides. RefSeq lists its product as hypothetical. The transcript is spliced from 2 exons. Lineage: Eukaryota; Oomycota; Saprolegniomycetes; Saprolegniales; Verrucalvaceae. Bases 1 to 648 code for a protein of 215 amino acids. The record is from RefSeq and is a predicted model, not a curated record.